UUAUUAGCUCAUUCGCUUUCCCAUGCCUUGGCUUCCCUUCUUCCCCAAUCCCCUACCUCUCACUUCAUCUUCUCCUGGCUGCUGCCAUACAUACAUAAUAGCAAGCCAGGAGAGUUGGUUGGUGUCACCAAGGUCAUCAAGGAUCAAGCUCUCGCCUGUUCAGCAGCUGCAUGCCUCCUCAGGCUAGCAGAUCUUCCUCGCACCAACAGAUGCUUCGCGAGAUCUUUUUCAUCACCAGACCAGCAGAGGAUAGCGAGGGCAUCUGAUCUGCACUUCCCGAUUUGAUCUAACUGCGGCAGCUGCCUCUGAUGCUGCGGGAGCUGGAGAAAAUCCGUCCGGGACCCGAAAAUGCCACCGGAGCAAGCCAAGAAGAACCGUCGAAGUCAUGGGUGCAGCUCGAGGCCCGCAACGAGCUAGAUCAGGCCCGAUCGGGACCGGAGGAUGGCACUGGUGGGCCAAGCGAGGGCCUUUCUCUGUCGGUGCUGGAGCAGCCGGAGCAGCAGAUCCGGUCGAUUCCGGAGGAUGGCGCCGGGGGGGACGCGGCGGUGCCGGAGCAUCAGUCGCGACCGGAGGAUGAUGACGCGGCGGUGCCGUUUGUGCGGAUGGAGACCCAGGAGGUUGCUGCCGGGCCGAGUGGGGGCCCGUUGGCGUCGCUGCAGAUUGAGGCGGCCCGGCAUAUUCACUCGGGACCAUAUCAGGAUGGCGCCAGGCCCAGCAACCCGUUCCCGUCCUUGCAGCCUCAGGAUCGGGAGAUAUUGCAGCAGCUGGAGCAAAUCCGCCUCAACGGCGAUGUCGAUGAGCAAUCAUCCCCUGAAUGGACGCGGCAGCCUGCAGACAUCUUCCAGGAAAGGCACAUCGCUAUGGAUCAUUCAAGCAGUGGGUCGCCAAGGAAAAUACCAUUCCAUUUAUUACAAGAAAUUACGGAUUGCUUCUCCGAUGAACGCAAGCUUGGUAGUGGUGGGUUUGGAAAAGUCUAUAUGGGAGUGCAUAACGAUGGGGAGAAGAUUGCUGUCAAGAUGCUUCAUUACAUGCUAGGAUUUGAGGAGGAGCAAUUUCUAAAAGAGUUUAACAACCUUGCAAGGCUCCAGCACCCAAAUAUUGUGCGACUUGUUGGUUAUUGCUAUGACGUUCAGAAAAAUAUAGUGGAGUACGAAGGAAGACUAGUUUUUGCUGAAAGAAUUUAUAGGGCGCUCUGCUUCGAGUAUAUGCAUCAUGGAAGCCUUGACAAAUAUGUUUCAGAUGAAUAUCCUGGACUUGAUUGGAACACACGCUACACACUAAUCAAAGGGAUUUGCAAGGGUUUGGAGUACCUUCAUGAGGAAUUGAAACCUCCUAUGUAUCAUUUGGACUUAAAACCAGCUAACAUAUUGCUGGGUAAGAACAUGCUGCCUAAAAUUGCAGAUUUCGGCUUAUCAAGGUUCUUUGGGGAAGAACAAACACACAUCACAAAAAGUUCUAUAGGAACACGUGGAUACUUACCUCCAGAAUACAUAGAGAGAAACAUAGUCUCAAGAAAGUUUGAUAUAUUUAGCUUGGGUGUUAUUAUCAUAAAGAUAAUGACAGGACCUACAGGCUACAGAGAAAGUGCUGAAAUGUCUCCCCAAGAAUUUAUUGAUUUUGCACACAAGAACUGGAGGACUAGACUGCAGGCAACACCAAUGCACUUGUUCGAGUCAUAUUCAAAACAAGUGAAGAGAUGCAUGGAAAUAGCUUUAAGUUGUGUGGAGGUCAACCGGCACAAAAGGCCAAGUAUAAGGGAAAUUGUCAAACAACUGAAUGAGACAGAGAUUAUGAUUCACAAACAACUGAAUGAGAAAGAGAUUAUGAUUUACAGAACCCGACUUCGUGACCUGUCAAGUUAUGACCAAGGGUCAUCGAUGGAUCAGGAAAGUGAAACCAUUGGACUGUGCAGAGAAGCUUCUUGCAAUUCCAGAGGGGUGAUAAGGCAGGGAAUGAGUACAACCAAGGUGGGAUGUGUUGGGAAUUAUGAGCUGGGCCGGACCAUAGGUAAAGGCACAUUUGCCAAGUUCAAGUUUGCACGGAACAUCCAUACUGGCGAAUUUGUAGCCAUCAAGAUCCUAGAUAAAGAGAAGGUCCUUAAGCACAAGAUGGUUGAGCAGAUUAAGCGGGGAAUUUUGGCAAUGAAGUUGAUUGAGCAUCCUAAUGUUGUUCGCAUAUACGAGGUGAUGGGAAGUAAAACAAAGAUCUACAUUGUGUUAGAAUGUGUUCCCUAUGGUGAUCUCUUAGACACCAUUGUUAAUAGCGGUCGAAUGAGGGAAUGUGAGGCAAGGAGGUACUUCCAACAAUUGAUCAAUGCGGUUGAUUAUUGUCAUAGCAGAGAUGUGUAUCACCUGAAUUUAAAACCUGAAAAAUUACUGCUUGAUUCACGUGGAAACCUGAAGGUAUCUGAGUUUGGGCUGGGCGCACUAUCUCAGCAAAUCAAGACUGAUGGAGUGCUGCACACAACUUAUGGGACUCCAAACUAUGUUGCACCAGAGGUCCUUGAAGAUGGAGGCUAUGACAGUGGAACGGCUGAUGUGUGGUCAUGCGGAGUUAUCCUGUUUGUUCUGCUAGCAGGGUAUUUACCUUUUGAGGACUCUAAUCUUACGAGGUUGUAUAAGAAGAUAUCGAAUGCAGAAUUCACAUUUCCACUGUGGACAUCUUUUCCUGCCAAGAUGUUGUUAAAAAGAAUCCUCGAUCCAAAUCCCAUAACGAGAAUAACAAUCCCAGAAAUACUAGAGGAUGAGUGGUUCAAAGAGGGCUACAGGCGCCAGGAGUUUGACAAAAAAUUUGACAUCACCUUAUUGGAUGAUGUGGAUGCUGUCUUCCAAGAUUCAGAAGAGCACCUCGUGACAGAAAAGAAAGAUGAACCAGUAUCUCUGAAUGCAUUCGAUCUGAUUUCAUCAUCAAAAGGCUUUAACCUUGAAAACUUACUUGACUCAGAGCAGGGGUUCAAAAGAGAAGAAAGGUUUACAUCAACUUGUCCACCCAGAGAAAUUAUCCACAGGAUUGAGGAAGCUGCAACAACCCUAGGAUUUAGCGUUCAGAAGAAAAAUUACAAGUUGAGGCUCGAAAAGAUAGAGGCAGGGAGGAAGGGAAACCUUCAUGUUGCUGCUGAGAUACUGCAAAUUGCACCCUCUUUUCACGUGAUAGAAGUCAGAAAAGGAGAAGGUGACACUCUGGAAUUUCAUAAGUUCUACAAGGACCUUUCCAAGACCUUAAAGGACAUUGUCUGGAAAUUCGAUGAUCUCUAAAUGCAACCAGCUUCCUAAUAGAACCAGCGGAGAGGAAAGAUGGAAAACUAUUUGCAUAUCAUUCUUCCAAGCACAUUCGGAUUUGAUAGCCUGUAUUGUUCACCAUUGCUGUAAAUUAUUGUAAAUGCCGCUUGUUGUAGUUGAAGGGCAAUUCAUCGAGGCUUAAUCCAUGUUAGGAAAAUUCUUAGUCGCAACUAGAAAACUUUUGUUCGCCCUGCAUGUCAUUGAAACAGUUUUUUUUCUCUUGACGCCACUGCCGUUUGUUAGCAUAACAAGAGUCUCUGUUAGUAUACCAAGGGUUGGAAUCUCUUUAUUUUUCAGUUUUCCUACCUCUUCAUAUCCCAAUGUAAUCUCUAUAUAUACUCUCUUGAGAUUAAUGGAAAGUGAGUAGAGUUAUUCCUCCAA
This is a messenger RNA of Setaria italica (foxtail millet), 3659 nucleotides long. RefSeq lists its product as uncharacterized. Lineage: Eukaryota; Viridiplantae; Streptophyta; Magnoliopsida; Poales; Poaceae. Gene Ontology annotation, molecular function: protein kinase activity; ATP binding. The record is from RefSeq and is a predicted model, not a curated record. The coding region runs from base 309 to 3254 and encodes 981 amino acids. Gene Ontology annotation, biological process: signal transduction; protein phosphorylation. The transcript is spliced from 21 exons.